Molecule: messenger RNA, 2616 nt
Organism: Polychytrium aggregatum
Lineage: Eukaryota; Fungi; Chytridiomycota; Chytridiomycetes; Polychytriales
Exons: 1
Coding region: 317-2500 (727 amino acids)
Molecular function (GO): protein binding
Source: RefSeq, a predicted model, not a curated record
UCUCUGCCUGCUCGCCUGUCCAUAUCGAGGCCUUUGCAGCAACCAGAUGGCAAGCAGGCGGCCAACGUUGCGAGACGAUCUGUUUUAAUCACGACCCCGGACGAGUGGAUCAGUAAUCCUUCUUCAUCGUCAAGACGCCUUUUGCGACCCCACCGGAUCGUGACUCGAUCCUCGGCUUCUGAAAAGCACAUUCUGGACUCGCUCUAACACUGGGAAACGUGUGGGAACGGCUCGAUUCUGGCGAUACUGUCCACAUCCAGCUCCGCAGCCGCAACGUCACGACCUCCGGCGCCAUCAUCGGCGCUUCAACUACAUCAUGGGGGCCGUGGUCUCUCGAAUACUCUUCCCAUGCUGCUUCCGAAGCGAGUUUCGGAUCAUCCCACUGAGCGAGUCGGAGGAGUCGCAGUUCCAGCAUGGCGAGGACUCCAAGGACAGUGUGCCAACAUCGGCGUGGGAAGAACGCACGGCAGUGAUUUCGCCUCCACGGAAGCGACAACCCCGCCAAUCCCGGCAGAAGCGAGUUUCGGUGCCCCGAGUUAUCCCACCGAGACGGAUACUCGAAAAGAUCCUGCCCACUGAUUCCGAGGGGCCUCAUUCCGAAACGAGCUUGGAGGUUGGCUCUUGCGAAAGCAAGCUUCCAGACCAUGGCGACGAGCAGCAGUCCGCGGCAGCAGCAACAACCGCAGCAUCAACAGCAACACCAGCAUCACCAUCAAUACCAACGGCGGCAGCAACAAAUACAGCAGCAGCAUCGGCCAUACGCAAUCGCCCUCCUCCCGGGCCGGACCAUGUCCCGUCGCAUCCGCUCUCGAAGCUCGAGUCACUUCCAUCCGCCGUCCUUGUGCGGAUACUGCAAUUCCUGCCUGCAUUCUCGCUGCUGACUGCAACCCACAUCUCCAAGACUGUCCGGGCCCAGAUCGAGGCCACCGACCGAGAGCUAUGGCUGCCGCACAUCAGCAAAGCGCUGCCCCUCCUUCCGAACUUGAACCCAAAGUGGAUCACAACUCCAGACGAGUCGAUGAAGAAGCUCUUCUUCCUGCACUGGCGGUGGUCGCGGCCGAUGACCUUUGCGAAAAAAUGCCUCGUUGUGCAGACCUUUGAGCAGAUCCGCCACUGCCUCCCCGACCGCCGGCAGAGUCUCCUGUACGAUCUGCAGCGGCAGCGGCGAUUGCGUGGCGACAGCGAGAGCGACACGCUGCUUGCUGGAGAGCCCAAGAAACCCACGGCGGUCAAGCUACUGUCUCAGUCGAUCAUCAAGGCCGUCGAUACAUAUCAGCCGCCCAUGUCGUUUUCGCCGCAGGCUCGGAUGUGCGACAACUCGAUCCUGAUCAAGAUCGGAAUGCGGAUCUACUUUCUUGACCCCAACAAGAUCUCGGGUGGGCUCAAGCCGAUCCACAUCGAAGACUGGGCCAGCAAGGGGGCCUCGCUCCUGUCCUUUGAGCACCCCAAUGCCCCGACACACGUAAUGCGCUCACGGAGCUCGGCGCUGGAGGGCACCGAGUACUUUUUCGACUUUCACGCUCGGUCAUCGUGGCUGCCGAUUAUCCAGGUUGAGCCUGCAAAGACACUGCUGUUCUCUGACCCUACCAAGCCGGUCAUACAGCUGGACUACCCGCCAUCGGCCGUUCCCACGGCAUCGUUCCUGGCGUGGCCAUACUAUGCAACAUAUACCACCACCACCGAGAACGAGCCCUCCAAAGUGAACCUGUACAUCCUCUCGGAGCCGUCGCCCACGGUCGGGAACAGUAUAAUCCUCCAGGAUCACGGCAAACCUAUCCAGGAUCACAGCAAGCAUAUCGCCAGCCAGUCGCAUUCGACGUCGGUGACAUUGCAGCUGGCGACAGCGACUGGCUCGCCGUCUCCGAUGUUAAUUGGGUCCUUUGCCGACGUUCCGCCGGAUGUGCUUGGGCAGCCUGUGGCCCUGACGCCGCAGUUUCUGGCCUACCAAGCGCAUGUGAGUCCAUUCUCGUUCUUGAGCGAGCGCGAGACAAUGGACGACAUUGCCAGCUCGAUCGUUGUCCGGGCCAUCACCGACGACUUUCCCUCGAUUGGAACCCUCUAUAUCCCCACGACGUCGCCGCUGCACCUGUGGCUCACACGCACCCACUUGCUCAUCGGCAGCCGAGAGUUCAUCACGGCGAUCCAUCUCGGCUCGCUCAAGGCAUCAUGGAGCCUUGACCUCGACGAGAUUUUCGGCGUCGACGAUCGCCGAGACGUCUCCUCGCUCUCAGUCACAGACGACGACGAAGCGAUCCUGCUGUGUCUGGCUGAUGGGCGGCUGUUUGUCUACGACCUCUGGAACCAUACUUCCGUGCUGUUUCAGUCGAAAGAGUUUUCCGAGCGGGAGAAUCCACCAUCGCCAGGAAGUUCCGAGGACACCGACCCCGACACCGCGACAGAGGGCUUUUGGGUGGUGUGGAGAGACACAUGGCUGCUGCAGAACAAGCACAUUGUGACAAGAAUCGAAGCUGCGUGGAAGACCGUUGCGAUACCACCUUGAUUUGAAAUGGCUGGCUCUGACGCGGAAACGACCAGGUCUAUCGACAGAGACAUUGCCGUCUGUUGUUGGCUGCGAGUGUGGUCCUUGUUGAAUACACCGAACCAAUCUCCCCAGAC